AUGUCCACACCGAGCACAACUGCCGACCCUUGGUCCCUGAGCGGCAAGAGCGCCGUCGUGACCGGGGCCUCCAGGGGAAUCGGCAAGGCAAUCGCCAUCCACCUCGCUCGCAAGGGCCUUGAGAACAUUGCAAUCACCUACGCAUCAAACAAGGCCGCGGCUGACGACACGCUCGAGGCCUGUCGCGCGCUGGGCGUCAAGAAGGCCACGGCGAUCAGGGCCGACGCCCUGGACCCCGCCGUCUGGCCCGGCGUCAUCACGCAGUCCCUCGCGGACCUCGGCGUGGACACGAUCCACAUCCUCGUCAACAACGCCGUCCUGGGCGACCCGGCCUACUACAGGGCCAGCUCGGAGCUCACGCCGGACAGCUUCGCGUCUGUCAUGCUCGCCAACGUCUACGCCCCCGUGGCGACGGCCGUGGCGUUCAUGGAGCACGCGGCGCCCAAGAACGCCGGCGGCGGCGGCGGGAGGGUCAUCAACAUCUCGAGCAUCUCGGGCACGGGCACCUGCGCCGAGCCCUUGAUGACGUACGGGGCCAGCAAGGCGGCGCUCGACAGCUACACGAGGUCGCUCGCUGACACGUAUGCGUCGGACCGGGGCAUCACGUUCAACAGCGUCAUCGUGGGGCCCACCGCCACGGAUGCCCUGCACAUGUUGCUUUCCGAGCUGCCGACCGAGGCUGCGGACAAGCUCAUUUUCGAGACGUCGGCUGCUCCGCGGUUUGGUGAGCCUGAUGACAUUGCCUAUAUAGUCGGGUUCCUUGCCAGCGAGGAGGGUCGAACAACCCUUGCGGCUCUGGGGUGA
This is a messenger RNA of Diaporthe batatas, 804 nucleotides long. RefSeq lists its product as uncharacterized. NCBI's taxonomy places the organism in Eukaryota, Fungi, Ascomycota, Sordariomycetes, Diaporthales, Diaporthaceae. The record is from RefSeq and is a predicted model, not a curated record. Gene Ontology annotation, molecular function: oxidoreductase activity. Bases 1 to 804 code for a protein of 267 amino acids. The transcript has 2 exons.